Molecule: messenger RNA, 5333 nt
Organism: Chroicocephalus ridibundus (black-headed gull)
Lineage: Eukaryota; Metazoa; Chordata; Aves; Charadriiformes; Laridae
Gene: PLEKHG3
Product: pleckstrin homology and RhoGEF domain containing G3
Exons: 17
Coding region: 452-4366 (1304 amino acids)
Biological process (GO): regulation of establishment of cell polarity
Molecular function (GO): small GTPase binding; guanyl-nucleotide exchange factor activity
Source: RefSeq, a predicted model, not a curated record
CGGGAGCCCGGGGGCUCUGGCCAGCCGCGUGCCCACUGUGGCGGCGCUGGGGGGGUAAGAGGAUAAACCCCCCCUGUAAGAGCCGGUGGGGUGGGUCGGCGGUGGCCGGGGGGCCGAGGCGAGUGGCCGCCGUCCCUGUGACGCGGGGGCCGGCGCCGUAAUCCCGGCGCGCUGAGCGGAUUAGGGCAGCCGGGGGCGGCCUGCAGGGACGAGCCGCGGUGGCCGCAAAUCCCCGGCCGGGCAUCACGUGGGGGACCCACCACAGGCACCGGGACGCCGUGUCCCCCCCCUCACUGUGCGGGGCAGGGGGCGAGCUGUGCCCCUGUCUGCCCCCCCAGUGCCACCCGGGUGUCCCCAGUCAUGGGUGGCGAAGGGGGUCUCCUGGCCCCGGUGUCCCUGGCAGCAUGGGGUGGCUGUGGGGCUGGGUGCCCCCCCUGGUGUCAGGGUGCCCAUGGGGCUGGUCUCUCCUGGCCAAGGUGGCCGUGGGGCCAGGGGAAGGCUGAAGCAUUUGGGGUUUGGUGGGGGGGGCUGCUCCCCAAAUCACCCGGAGCCGGGGUGCUGGGGGGGUGCCCCACAGCAGCGCUGGCAAGUGGGGACCCGGGCACAGCCUGGGGAUGUGGGGCUGGUCCCCGCUUGGGGGGCAUUGCCGUGGGGUUUUUGGGGGGGCUCCUGGCUUGAGCGGGAUAAGCCAUGGGGAGGGCGGCGGCGGGAGGGCGGCCAUGCGGCACGGCGGGCGCGGGGAGGAGCUGGCGGCAACCGGCCUGACCGGUUGGGUGCCGGCACCCUCAGUGCCGAGGGGCUCGGGGCGGCCCCACCGCCAGCACGUGGCCCGGCUGAAGGUCACCGUCCCCAGGGCCACCCACCCGCCGGGGUGAGCGGGCUCCAUGCCCUGCCGCAAACUGGUCCUCUGCCAAAAAUCCCGGCGCUGAGCCCUCGCUUUGCCGCUGGCGGCCCGUUUUCCAGUGGCCCAACCAGGUCGGUGUCACCGAGCGGUUUCGGUGGCACCGAGUGGUUUCGGGGGCACGGGAGGAUCCCGGUGCUGCCUGGGGAGCGGCCGGCAGCACCGGACGUGCGGAAGGACCCACCCCGUGCCCCGUCGGUGCCGGGGGAUGCCGGCAUGCCGGUGCCCGCCUGCCCGCAGCACCCUGCCCUGAGCGCGGUGCCGGAGCCCGGCCGUGCCAUGGAGGAGCCGGCGGAUGGCGGGGCCGAGCCGUGGGCCGAGGGGCUGCGCAACAGCAACAACAACGCUUCCCCCGGGGGGUGGCCGGCGGCCCGUGGUGGGCACCCCCUGGCACCUUUUGGUAGCCCCGGGACGGAGCCCAGCUACCUGGGGCGGGUGGUGCUGGAGAUCGUGGAGUCGGAGCGCACCUACGCCCGGGAUCUCCGCAGCAUCGUGGAGGGCUACCUGGGCAAAAUCAUCGACGCGGAGGAGCCGGUGCUGCGGCCGGAGCAGGUCAGCGCCCUUUUCGGCAACAUCGAGGACAUCUACGAGCUCAGCAGCACCCUGCUGCAAAACCUGGAGAGCUGCGCCAGCGAUCCCGUGGCCGUGGCUGUCUGCUUCGUCACCCGGAGCCAGGAAUUCGCCAUUUACACCCAAUACUGCAACAACUACCCCAGCUCGGUGGCGGCGCUGGCCGAGUGCAUGAGGAGCAAGGCCCAGGCUCGGUUCCUGCGCGAGUGCCAGGAGCGGCUGCGGCACGCGCUGCCCCUCGGUGCGUACCUGCUCAAGCCCGUCCAGAGGAUCCUCAAGUACCACCUCCUGCUCCAGGAGAUCGCCAAGCACUUUGAGCACAAGUCGGGGGAGGACUACGAGGUGGUGCUGGAGGCCAUCGACACCAUGACCUGCGUCGCCUGGUACAUCAACGACAUGAAGCGCAAGCACGAGCACGCCAUCCGCCAGCAGGAGAUCCAGUCGCUGCUGCUGGGCUGGAAGGGGCCGGACCUGACUAGUUACGGGGAGCUGGUGCUGGAGGGCACCUUCCGGGUGCAGCGGGUGCGCCACGAGCGCGCCGUCUUCCUCUUCGACAAGACCCUCCUCAUCACCAAGCGCCGCGGCGACCACUACGUCUACAAGAGCCACAUCCCGUGCUCCUCACUGAUGCUGAUCGAGAGCACGCGGGACUCGCUCUGCUUCAGCCUGGCUCACUACAAGCACGGCAAGCAGCAGCACAGCCUGCAGGCCAAGAGCGUGGAGGAGAAGCGCGUGUGGACCCACCACAUCAAGCGGCUGAUCCUGGAGAACCACCACGCCAUCGUCCCCCAAAAGGCUAAGGAAGCCAUCCUGGAGAUGGACUUGUUCUACCCCCCUCGCCUGCCCCGCUGCAGCCCCGAGCGCCUGAAGAAGAGCUGGUCCUGCCAGCCCGUGGGCGACGCCGCCGCCGAGCCACGCCAGUGCCGCCGGCAGUCUGAGCCCUUCCAGCCCCGGGACCGCGCGGAGACGCUGCCGGACCGACUGCACGGGCACACGGGGCGCAGGCAGUCGGAGCCUGCCAAGCAGAUCCUGCGGCAGCUGGGCGAGCAAGGGCUGAAGCACGCCGGCAGCGACGGGGCUCUCCUGGAGGCGGGGGAGCCCCCCCAGCACGCCAGAGCCUGGACGGCGGCUGAGGGAGUGGUGGAGGAGGAAGAGGAGGAGGAGGAGGAAGAGGAGGAGGAGGCUUUGGGCAAGGACUGCCAGGGGGAGCUGCCCGGGGGCAGGGACCUGCCGGCGGAACCCCAGGAGGAGCAGGCUGGGGGUCACCCACCGACGCCGGAGGCACCCAAGCGGCCGAGCAGCUGGGGGCCGGGGAGCUGUGAGAAGGUCAGUGCGGCCCCGCAGCCCCCGCCUGGGGGUCCCCAGGGACCCAGCACCCACCCGCCCCCCACUCUGCAGGCCGGCAGCGCCGGGGAGCGCCCCGAGGGGCCGGGGGCACCCGAAACCCCCUCCUCGGCAGGGACCCCGGCACCGGUACUGCCUGGCGGGGAGGGGGAACCGGAGCGCGCUGUGGAGGGUUUGCAGGGGCUGAGCAGUGAGGAGGAAGAAGAGGAGGAGGAAGAAGAAGGAGAAGGAGGUGGUGGCAGCAUCCUGCCGCCCUCGGUGCUGGACCAGGCCAGCGUCAUCGCCGAGCGCUUCGGCGGCGGCGGCAGCUUCUCCCGCCGCAGCAGCCUGGCGCUGGAGGGGCCGGGGGGGCGGCUGGCCAGCCGCAGCGGCAGCGCCCUCAGCCUGGACGGUGGCCCCCCGCCGGAGGUCACGGAACCCGGGGGGUCCCGUAGCACCGUCCCCUCGCCCGAACCGCUGGCCGGAGCCCGCCGGGAAUCGCUGCUCUCCAGCCGGGAUCGCCUGCUCCUCGACAAGAUCAAGAGCUACUACGGCCACGCCGAGCACCGGGACGCCGGCUUCAGCGUCCGCCGCCGCGAGAGCUUGUCCUUCAUCCCCAAGGGGCUGGUGCGAAGCUCCGUCUGCCGCCUCAACGGCCUCCCCCGGCCCCCGACGAGCCCCGAGCCCCCCACCCAACCCGCACCGGUGGGCACCGAGGCGUUGCCGGAGGAGCCGUGCCGGGAGAACGGGCUGCAGCCCCCCGAACCGCUGCUCAUCCUGGAGGAGGACGACCUGGGUGCCACCGGCGAGGUGCCACCGGCCGAGCCGCCGCCGCGGCUGCUGCUGACCCCCCCGCACCCCGGCACCAAGGUGUACCAGCUGGCGCGGCAGUACAGCCUCCGCAUCAAGAGCCGCCGCGCCGGUGCCCGGUGCGCCCCGGCACCCCCAGAGCAGGGCGACCCGUGUGCCACCACCCCUUCGGUGGCCAUGCCGCGGGAUGGGGCGCUGGCGGUGUCCCCCUCCCCGGCGGCCCCCCGCAGCCCCCCGAGCCCCGGCGGGGCCGAGCCCUUCGCUUGGCCCGACGUGCGGGAGCUUCGUGCCCGGUUCGGUGGCCCGCGGCCACCGCCGGUCAGCCGCAGCCGCUCGGCACCCGAGGGGCCGUGCCGGGGGGGCCGGCCGGCUGAGAAGGAGCGGGGCAGUGGCCGCAGCCGGAGCGCGGAGGCGGGUGGGGGUCCCGGCACCCCCGGGAUGGUGCCGGCGCGACACGGUAGCGAUGGGGCGCUGUGGGUGGCGGCGGAGGCCCCCCUGGGUCCCGGGCAGCGGGUGCUGGUGCUGGAGCGGCUGCCGGUCCCCGCCGAGCCCCCCACCUACGUACAGAUCCGCUCGCCCACCACCCGGGAGAAGAUCUGCUUGAAGGCGGUGGUGGAGCGCUGCAAAGCCUACCAGGCCUCCGAGGAGUACCGGCGGAGGUGCCCCGAGCCCCCCGACAGCCCCGAGCCCCCCGAGCCCCCUCGCCCCGGCCUCGUCAGGGACCUGCGGCAGAAAUUUCAGACCCUCGACGCCGCCAGCUAGGUGGGCGAUGGGGAGAAGGGGCGUCCCGCGGACCCCCAACCUGCCCAGGAGAAGGGGCACCCCAUGGACCUCCAGCCUACCUGGAAGGAGGGGCACCCCGUGGACCCGCAACCUGCCCAGGGACAGCCCAUGGACCUCCAGCUCACCCAGGAGAAGGAGCACCCUGUGGACCUCCAACCUACUUGGAAGAAGGGGCAUCCCAUGGCUCCCCAGUUGACCCAGGAGAAAGAGCACCCUGGGGAACCUCACCCUGCCCAGGAGAAGGGGUCCCCCAUGGGGACCUCCAGCUCACCCGGGAGAAGGAGCACCCUAUGGACCUCCAACCUGCCCAGGAGAAGGGGCACCCCAUGGGCCUCCCACCGACCUGUAAGGAGGGGCACACUAUGGAGCCCCAUCUCACCCAGGGGAAGGAGCACACUGUGGACCUCCAACCUACCUGGAAGAAGGGGCACCCCAUGGACCCCCAACUUGCCCAGGGACACCCCAUGGAGGCCCAGCUCACCGAGGAGAAGGAGCACCCUGUGGACCUCCAGCUGACCUAGGAGAAAGAGCACCCUGGGGACCCUCACCCUGCCCAGGAGAAGGGGUCCCCCAUGGGGACCUCCAGCUCACCCGGGAGAAGGAGCACCCUGCAGACUCCCAACCUGCCCAGGAGAUGGGGCACCCCACGGACACCCCAACUUGCUUGGAAGAAGGGACACCCUGGGGACCCCCAACCUGCCCAGGAGAAGGGGGGGGCACCAUGGACCUCCAGCUCACCUGGGAGCAGGGGCACCCCAUGGACUCCCCACUGGCUCACCCAGGAGAAGGAGCACCCUGUGGACCUCCAACCCACCUGGGAGAAGGGGCACCCCGUGGCCCCCCAGCCCACAGGGACACCCCAUGGACACUCACCCCCCACCCCGGCACCCAGCACUGCGCCCAGCUGGCUUUCACAUCUUUAUUAGAAAAAAACCCCAAACUGAAC